AUGCUUACUGGCGCCCGAAUUGUCGAGGCCUUCCUCCAGUUUUGCAUCGACUUCCGGCUGUUUCCGCAGAUCAUCGACUUCAACUCGCUGAACUGCUACUACCAGUCGGCCGAAAGCAUCAUCGAAAUCACUCGGGAUGAGGUUAAGAGAUGUACGAAGAAGGACGCCGAGGAGGCGGCUUUCCGGGUCGGCGACGUGGUGGAGGUGCCGGCCUUCAUGCGACAGGGCAAGAACGGCAAACUCAGGCCAGGCGAUGCCAUGAAGGUCAUCGCUGUGGACACCUCUGACGUUGACGCUGAAGCUGUCUUGGUCAUGACCGCACGCUUGAAGAAGCUCUGGGUGAAGAUGGGACAGAUCAAGAAGGCCGAGAAAGAUUUCGUCUCUUCCGAGAAGGCCAAAACCACAGCCAAAGUGGCAUCGAAGGCCACUUGGAUCAAUAAGGACUUCGAGGAGAUGACGGAGUUAGAGAAGAGAAGCCUGACGAUCUUGUCUUCCUUUGCAGAUUACAUGAGCAGCCGCAAAGUGCGAUCGAAAGAUUUCUUCAGCAAGUUCGACGAGAGCGGGGACGGCUCUAUCGAUGCAGAAGAGCUCAUGAAAGGUAUCACCUUCAUGUCCCUCGCUGGAAACCUCCGGACCUCCAUUUCGACACCACCUCCAGAUAUCAAGGAAGUCGAGCAGCUCUUUAAGCUCAUCGAUGCCGAUGGAGAUGGCACGCUAGACUACAUGGAGUUGGAUAUCGUCAUGAAGACAGUCCAGGAGCGAAAGUCGAAGCAGGCUAAAUCCUCGAACUUCUUCGUGAAGGACGAGAUUGAGAUGACUGACCUGGAGAAAAUUGCCAUGGGCUUCUUUGUUCCUCUGUGGAACUACUUUGAGGCCAACAAGUGGACUGUGAAG
Symbiodinium pilosum is the source of this 894-nucleotide messenger RNA. The record is from the annotation of a GenBank genome assembly. Lineage: Eukaryota; Dinophyceae; Suessiales; Symbiodiniaceae.